This is a messenger RNA of Sciurus carolinensis (gray squirrel), 2714 nucleotides long. RefSeq names its product chondroitin sulfate proteoglycan 5 (gene Cspg5). Lineage: Eukaryota; Metazoa; Chordata; Mammalia; Rodentia; Sciuridae. Gene Ontology annotation, biological process: nervous system development. The record is from RefSeq and is a predicted model, not a curated record.
GCGCGGCGGGCCGGGACGGCGGCGGACGGCGGCAAUGCGGCUGCUGGCGCUGCCCACCGUGGGCUGAGGCAGCCGCGGCACCGGCGGGAGGCGCAGCCGGCCGGGCGAGCCGAGGGUGCAGCCAGGCGGGCGGACCGCGGACAGCGGCCGGGGCGCCGCGCCAUGGGCCGAGCCGGGCGCGGGGGGCCCGGGUCGGGGCCGCCGCCGCUGCUGCUGCUUCUGGGGGCCACGCUGGUCCUCGCCACUGGGGCCGUGCCGGCACGUGAGGCAGGAAGCGCGGUUGAGGCCGAGGAGCUAAUAAGGAGUGUACUGUCGUGGGAACCGCAUGCUAAUGACACGCGGGAGGAGGCGGGCCUGCCUGGGACUGGUGAAGGCGAGACCUUGUGGACGGCCCCUGGCAGCGAGCUGGCCUCUGUGGGCCCUGGGGUCGGGCCUGAGGAGGCACUAGAGUCAUCAGCUGCAGUGACUGGCACCGCCUGGCUAGAGGUCGACAGCCCAGGCCUAGGCGGAGUGACCGCAGAGACUGGUAGCGGUGAUGCCCAGGCCCUUCCAGCUACUCUCCAGGCUCCUGACGGGGCCUUUGGGCAGUCGGACAGUGCCCCUGCCACCUCUGAGGCUACUGAAGCCAGUGGGCCACCCUCCCCCACUGCUUUUGAUAAGCAGAGCCCAGGUCCUGAACUCCCCAAGGAGAGCCCCUUGGAGGUUUGGCUGAACCUAGGAGGCAGCACACCUGACCCUCAAGGGCCAGAGCCCACUGACCCACUUCAAGGUACACCAGAGCAACCAGCCUCAGAUAUAAUUGACAUCGACUACUUUGAAGGAUUGGACAGUGAGGGUCGUGGUGCAGACCUAGGGAGCUUCCCAGGGUCACCAGGAACCUCAGAGAACCACCCUGAUACCGAAGGAGAGACCCCUUCUUGGAGCCUCCUUGACUUAUACGAUGACUUCACCCCCUUUGAUGAGUCUGAUUUCUAUCCUACCACAUCCUUCUACGAUGACUUGGAGGAAGAGGAAGGCGACGAGGACAAGGAUGCAGUGGGAGGAGGAGACCUAGAAGAUGACAGUGACCUUUUUGUGCCCACUGAUAAGCCUGGUGUGGGGCCCGGGACAGGCCAGCCCACCAGUCGGUGGCAUGCUGUUCCUCCACAGCAUACUCUGGGGAUGGUCCCCAGCAGCAGCAUUGCCCUCAGGCCCCGCCCAGGAGAGCGCCGGGACCUGGCCUCAAAUGAAAAUGGCACUGAGUGCCGUAGUGGCUUCGUGCGGCACAAUGGCUCCUGCAGGUCAGUGUGCGACCUCUUCCCAAGUUACUGUCACAAUGGCGGCCAGUGCUACCUGGUGGAGAACAUAGGGCCCUGCUGCAGGUGCAACACACAGGACUACAUCUGGCACAAGGGGAUGCGCUGCGAGUCCAUCAUCACCGAUUUCCAGGUGAUGUGCGUGGCCGUAGGCUCUGCAGCCCUUGUGCUGCUCCUGCUCUUCAAUGAUGACAGUCUUCUUGCCAAGAAACUCUAUCUGCUCAAGACUGAGAAUACCAAGCUGCGGAGACCAAGUGACAAAUUCCGGACUCCAUCUGAGCUCCACAACGAUAACUUCUCCCUCUCCACCAUUGCUGAGGGCUCUCACCCAAAUGUAAGGAAAUUUUGCGACACUCCCCGUAUCUCCUCCCCCAAUGCCCGUGCCUUGGCUCACUAUGAUAACGUUAUCUGUCAGGAUGAUCCUAGUGCUCCCCACAAAAUCCAGGAAGUUCAGUCCUGCCUGAAAGAGGAGGAGUCAUUUAACAUCCAGAACUCCAUGUCACCCAAACUUGAGGGUGGCAAAGGUGACCAGGCCGACUUGGAGGUGAACUGUCUCCAGAAUAACUAACAUAAAGCAGAGGCAAGAAGAGAGGAAGCGGGGUGGGGGCGGGGAGAAGAAACAUUAUCUCCUCUUGUACAGAGUCUGUUCCUCGUAACCAUUUGUUAGACUCUUUUCUUUUUCUGAUCUCAUGGCAUGCUUUGAUGUAUUUUGUACAGGAGGGGAAAGAAAUACUUAAAAUAAGCAAAGAAACUGAACAGAAUUGCAUACGUUGGAUUGUUUAUCUGUGCUGUCUGUACAUUGCUUCUGCGCUGUGAUUUCUAAACCUACACUGUUAUUCAACUGACUUUUUUUUUGUACUUUGACCCACCUUUUUUUGGAAUACCAGUAAAAAACAAAGUUCUUGAAAUAAACUUUUAAAAAAGCUAUCCUCUUUCUAAAUGUCACGUGCCCACUCCCUACCCAUUCUUACCAGUUUGACGUGAAUUCUGACCUUCAUUGGAGAUACGCUAUAACAAAAACACAACAGGCUUAAACAACAGGAAUUUAUUUUCUCACAGUUCUGGAGUCUGGAAGUCCAAGGUCAGUGUGUCAAUAGUGUUGAUUUCUGAUGAGGCUUCUCCCUCUAGCUUGCAAAUGGCCACCAUCUUGCUAAGUUGUCACAUGGCCUUCCUUCUUUGUGCAGACAGAGAUCACCAAUGUCUCUUCUUGUUCUAAGAAGGCCUCUUUGAUUGCCUCAUAAUCAGCUUCUUAAAGGCCUGUCUCUAACUAUAAUCAGGUUAGAGGUUGAGACUUCAAUGUAUAAAUUCAAGGGCACGGCACAAUUCAGACCAGUCUCUCUCAUCUACUGUCAAAAAUACUAAAAAAAAAAAAAAUUCUUAAAUUGGGCAUGGUGGUGCAUGCCUAUAAUCCCAGUGGCU